AUAUCUUGCUUCAAAACUUGAUGAAGUUUUAUCCACCUAGCUCAAAAAAAAUAUCCCCUUUCCGCCCCGUCAGACUCACCAGAUUGACAAAAAUUACAUUCUAACAUAAAAAAUUUUAGCAAUAAAACCAAUUAAAAAAUGGCAAUUACUGAUUUAAAAACACCCAAGGGUCUCAAGGAACUUAACACCUAUCUUGCUGAUCGCAGUUAUGUCCAAGGAUAUGUCGCAACACAAGCUGAUGUCGCUGUCUAUGAAGCAGUUGGAAAAGCACCAACAUCUGAAAACCCUCAUGCACUUAGAUGGUACAAUCACAUUAAAUCUCAAGAUAUGAAAAAAUUACCUGGUGAAAAGAAAGCACCAGCAAUUUUCUCAACUGGUUCAGCUGCAUCAGCACCAGCACCAGCAGCAGCUGCUGAUGAUGAUGAUGAUGUUGAUCUAUUUGGUUCUGAUGAUGAAGAAGAUGCUGAAGCAACAAAAAUUAGAGAAGAACGUCUCAAGGCUUAUGCUGAAAAGAAAUCAAAAAAACCAACAAUCAUUGCCAAAUCAUCAAUUGUCAUUGAUGUUAAACCAUGGGGUGAUGAAACUGAUUUAGUAGAAAUGGAAAAAUGUGUUAGAUCCAUUGUUCAAGAUGGUCUCGUUUGGGGAGCAUCAAAAUUGGUACCAGUUGGUUAUGGAAUUAAAAAAUUACAAAUUAUGUGUGUCGUUGAAGAUGACAAAGUGUCAGUUGAUGCUAUUGUUGAACAAAUUCAAGAUUUUGAAGAUCAUGUACAAUCUGUUGAUAUUGCUGCAUUCAACAAAAUUUAAAUGAUUAAUAAUAUUAUUAUUCAUCUUUUAUUUCUCUUUCAAAAUAAUAAUAAAUACAUUUUAAUUGUUUA
Messenger RNA from Aphidius gifuensis, 875 nucleotides. It is a transcript of the gene eEF1beta, whose product is annotated as elongation factor 1-beta'-like. The transcript is spliced from 3 exons. Gene Ontology annotation, cellular component: eukaryotic translation elongation factor 1 complex; cytosol. NCBI's taxonomy places the organism in Eukaryota, Metazoa, Arthropoda, Insecta, Hymenoptera, Braconidae. Bases 139 to 804 code for a protein of 221 amino acids. Gene Ontology annotation, molecular function: translation elongation factor activity; guanyl-nucleotide exchange factor activity. Gene Ontology annotation, biological process: translational elongation. The record is from RefSeq and is a predicted model, not a curated record.